Molecule: messenger RNA, 3004 nt
Organism: Paramormyrops kingsleyae
Lineage: Eukaryota; Metazoa; Chordata; Actinopteri; Osteoglossiformes; Mormyridae
Source: RefSeq, a predicted model, not a curated record
AUAGGGUCUUUUAGAAAUUCAUGCAGUAUUUUUGGGUCAGAUAACAAGAGGCUGAACUGGCUGCCAAUGUGAAGUGUUCAUAAUUCUAGGUAAACAAAGCCAUGGGCUGUGGGUGUUGGGUUGUGUGUGUAAUGUAAGUAUUCGUUCCCCUGUCCUGCAUGGUGAACAGAGAACUAUCAGGACCCAGAGGAGGACUGGCUCACUAACAGCACUGGAGCCUUGGAGAUGGAGAGCUCCUACCGUCUGGUGGAGCCCAGGGUGAUUCCCCCACACUCCAAAGCAGAUGCCAUCCGCAGGGACCAGUCCAAGAAGUCACAGAGCUACAAGGUGGAGUCUGUGUCCGGCGGGCUCAGCGUGGAUGUGCAGAACUUCUCCCUGGAGUCCAAGCGGGAGUCGGAGUAUGGCCCAUGUCGGCGGGAGAUGGAUAGUGUCCUAAACAGCCUGAAGAUCACUAAUGUCCUCAACCCCAAGGGUUUCCGCAUUCCCAACUGCGACAAGAAGGGCUUCUACAAGAAAAAGCAGUGUCGCCCAUCCAAAGGCAGGAAGCGAGGAUCCUGCUGGUGUGUGGACAAGUAUGGGCAGUCCCUGCCAGGCUACAGUGGCAUGGAGAGGAGUGACGCCCACUGCUACAACCUGGAGAGCAAGUGAGGGCGAGAGAGGGAUGGAGAGAGAGCGAACAAGAGAGAGAGACAGAGCGAGAGAUAUAGAGAGGGCCCACUCAGCUCUGAGGCGGUCAUGCGCACAAAGACUGUACAAACAAAGACUUUGAAGGAGCUGGCUUGGCACUAGGAAGCCCAGCCUGGGUGCGGGCAGCUGUGCAACCUUUGACCUUGCGUGGGGGAGGGGAUUACGGCGAGCUUGUGAGGACUGGAGACUGAAGCUGGGCCAAGACAAUUCAUUCUUACGGCUUUCUAUACUGUGCAUAGGGAGCAUUUGGAUUCUUAAAUAUCUGAAAGAGAGCCUGAGAAACAGAGAAAUUAUAUAUAUAUAUAUAUAUAUAUAUAUAUAUAUAUAAAUAUAUAUAUAUAUGUGUGUGUGUGUGUGCGUGCGUGUGUGUGUGUGUAUAUAUCUAUAUGCAAAGUGCACUAUUUUUUAGAGGGCGGGGGCACCCCGUGACAAAGGCACCCCUGCUUGCCUUAUUAAGAACUGCAUGUGACCAACUCGAAUCAGAUUUGCUCGGACAACACGGACGCAAUCCCGGUGGAUGGUUCCCGGUGGAUGGAUCCCGGUGGAUGGAUCCCUGUGGAUGGAUCCCUGUGGAUGGAUCCCGGUGGAUGGAUCCCGGUGGAUGGACCUCUCCACCCCAUCUCCACACGCCUGCAUGCUCCGGAAGGCGGGGGGAUGGAACAAGAGGGUGUCUGCGUGCAAGGGGGCUGCAUGCCCGUGCUAUCUAGCUCUGCUCAGGGUUUCUGAUGUGAGAUGAAGGCUCACCAGACAAGGUAGCCAUUCCCACUCACAAGCACACACACCCCCUCCCAGCCCACCCCACCAGUGAUGGGAUCUCACCCCAAGGGCUCCUAAGCAUGCUCAUGUCAUAAACACAAAUAUCUGAAAUGCCCCCUAAAUGUUCGUUUCAUGCAUAUACAUGGUCUGGAAGCCACCCACCUCCCAUUAGCAGUCGUAGUGCCCCCAGCACUUUCCUGCAUCCUGAAGUACCCAUGCACCUCCUUACUGCAGGGAAACUUCCCACUGAUUUCCUGUCCACUGGGUCAACUGUAAAAUUGCGCUUGUCUGCAGGUCUCUAUGGUCCUGAGCUGUGUGGGGUAUUUGUGACCUUGUGUGUGUGUGUGUGUGUGUGUGUGUGUGUGUGUGUGUGUGUGUGUGUGUGUGUUUCGGUGACUGUGUCAGGGUGUCAGUAAGUGUUUGUGUCUGUGAGUUAGUGAGGGAUUGUGCGUGCAAUUUUGUGUGUGUGUGUGUGUGGCAGAGUGUGUAUCAGUGUGUGAUGUGGGACAUCUUGUCUGUGGGUGGUCCGGCAGACUGGCUCAGGAUUCCAUCAAACCCCCCCGCCCAUAACUCCCCACUGCAGCCAAAUACUCCCAGUCGACCGCCACCCCCCCACAUUGCCAGAGGGGCCACCGUGGCAUGAUGCUAAACGGCUGUCACAUAUGGACCCGCCCCCCUUUUCCAGGGGCACGGCUUACAGGGCCAACCAAAUGACAUCAGGCGUGACGUCACUCAUGACAGCCAGUGGUGAUUCGUGGUCCAGCUCUCUCCCAUCACAUCCUGUGUAAUGACUUGAACGGUGGAGAGUGCCCAUCUGGAUUGCUAUCCCAGUAGCUCAGUAGCAUAUAAUUGGAUGUCUGAAUAUGCUAAAAAAUGCUGGUGCUAUUACUUUAAUGUUUAAUUAUUUUGACUUGAUUUGGGGAGAGGAUUAUAACGUUUGUCUAGCUGGUGGAUAUGGCACUCCUUUGUAAGUGUUUAUUUUGGCCAGCUGUGUCUGGGUAGACAUAUAUUUCAGUACUUAAACAUUUAUCUGAGAGUAUCUAUAAGCUGAUCCAAACCAUAAUUUUUCUUAAGAAUGAUUAAGUGACUUACAGACUGCACAACAGAGAAAAGCAGCAUGUUUUUUGGGGAAUAUAAUCACUAAAUGUUUAAUUCUUGUUCUUGUCGUUCAGAAACAUAACAGAACAAAUUUCCGCUCACAGGUACACAGGCACUCCUAGAUUUAUAUGGUGGCUUAACCUGCAUUCUUGUUAGCGUUAGCUCUGUCUCUUGUCUUACAAACAUUAUCACAGGUCUUCUACACUCGCUCCUUGUACUGCAGCAGUGAGUCUAAACAACGAUAAAAGUCACUUUUUUUCUGCUGGUCUGGUAAGGAUUUCUUCUUUCACGGGUAACUGUGUUUUUAAUAUCAUUUUAAAGAAUAUUGAUUCAAGUUUUCAUAUUACUAAGCUAGAAAUCACAGCUAUUAUUUUCUUUUGAGAAAGGGAACGAUUCUGUUUAAAUAUAAUUUGUAUUUAAUUUCUUUUUUAAAUAAACGAAAAAUAAAUGCUAUUUUAAUUUA